This is a messenger RNA of Daldinia childiae, 1599 nucleotides long. RefSeq lists its product as uncharacterized. The record is from RefSeq and is a predicted model, not a curated record. NCBI's taxonomy places the organism in Eukaryota, Fungi, Ascomycota, Sordariomycetes, Xylariales, Hypoxylaceae. The coding region runs from base 1 to 1599 and encodes 532 amino acids. The transcript has a single exon.
AUGGCUAGAGGCAUAUCAUCUUCAUACAUUUGCGCUCGAUGCGCUCAUGGACUACUUGCCCAAAACGCCCCAAACCCCGCGAUUAAUCAAUGGAGAAGAUAUGCAACAAAGUCUACUCAUUCUUCGGCCGAUAGCAGCCCUAGCCGCCAAUCUAACAGUAUAGCCGAUGAAGAUACUAAACCUGAGCUGGGUCCGAUGGCCCGCCGUCUCCAAGAGGCCACGGAAGAGGCGUUGCUCACAGGAGGGAGAGCCGGUCGACGAUCGGUGGAAGAUGCUGGUUUCUCGGACGAAUUAAAAGAACGUCUUCUCGCGAAAGUUAAAGAUGCCGAGUUUCGAUCCGAAUAUGCCGCCGCUUUCGCCGAAGCCGACAUGCCAUCCGCAGCUGGCGUGGGUACCCGUCUCGCGGCGACAAGUCAGCCAUGGACGGGUACCGAAGCUACCGAAGACGCUGUUUUACGGAUGCUCGACGACGCACACAAACAUCUAAAGAGAGAUUUAAGAGGCCGCCCAAAAUUACCUGACCUCCAACCGAUCGAUAUGCGAAUUAGACAGGAACCAAAGAUGAAGGCUGGACACAGGGCUGCCAACGCUAGGGAUAAAGCUUCUGUAUAUACAGGUAUGGGUCUGAAGGAAGCACAAGGGGGCCUUAGCGAGAAAGAGAGGGAGGCGAUGAGGAAGGAAUUCCGCGAUCGCUUUAGACCCGCUGCCCGAUCACUGCCGAAUUCCUUGACAGGACUAGCUUCGUUAGCAAACGAGAGAAUUGAAGAUGCCAUCGCAAGAGGACAGUUCAAGAACAUCCCGAGGGGUAAGGGAGUCGAACGAGAUACGAGAAGCGACAAUCCGUUCAUAGAUACAACAGAGUACAUUAUGAACAAGAUGAUCAAACGUCAAGAGAUAGUACCGCCGUGGAUUGAGAAGCAGCAGGAACUAUCGAAAGCCGCGCACGUAUUCCGGGCUCGGCUACGGAAUGAUUGGAGACGUCACGCUUCCCGGAUGAUUGCGAGUAAGGGCGGCUCACUCGAAGAUCAGAUGAAUCGGGCAAGACGAUACGCAAAAGCCGAAGAAGUGCACAAUCCACGAAAGCGAAACGUCGAUCAGAUAGCAGUACCUACGAAUUCGACAGACGAUCCAAUCAUGGCCAAAAUGCGACAACAAGCAUCCUUAGAAACGAAUCCCGAACCGGCACCGGAGACUGAUGCUAGUGCGGCGACAACUCAGGAGAUUCCAUUGCCACCCUUCCGAGAUCCCGAUUGGCUAACUACGGAACAAUCUUACAUGAACCUUUCCAUUAGCCAUCUGAACACUCUUACGCGAUCCUAUAACUUAAUGGCGCCUGAACUUGCAAAGAAGCCGUACUUCUCACUUGAACGAGAGUUAAAUAACUGCUAUGCAGAUGUUGCGCCGCAACUUGCAGAUGCAAUAAAAGAUAGGGCUAGUGGCCCGGCGAGAUCUCUAUCAGACGGGGUUGGAACCACCCCCGUCAGUAUAUUGGAUCGCUUUGGGAAAGGUGGUCAUACUGCAAAGGUAUACGACUCGAAAGCACCUCAUUACGGAUUCAAGGAGAUGUGGCGAGAUCUCUGGAAUCGUCAAGCUAGUUAG